AGUAACCAUGGUUUCCGACAAAACUGUGUUAUCUGCUGCAAACGUAGAAGUUGUCGGAACAAUUAUUGCGAUGGUUACCAUGGCAAUCACCGUGUUCAUGGUAUUUGUGGUAAAUUUACGUAUUGUCUCAUUCUGUUGGGGGCUAGCAUGGUAAGCACUAUCUCUUUCUGAUAAUGUUUAGCAUGGUAACCGUCAUAACCCUACUUUUUGUCCCAUGCUCUUGUAGCCAUGUACUGCAUAACAAGUGGAUACAAAUUCCCCGUUUCAACGUUCCGUUUGGCUGCAGCGUGAUUUUAGUUCGGAGUUCCGCUACCAGAUGGAGCUGUGUGUAGUCUUGUGAGAUAGUUUCAACUUUGGCGACCAGAUUGCGGCACCUCAUUGUCCUGCUGGUGGUAGCACUCACAACUUUCGUCAUCCGCCAAUUAUCUCAUUUUUAUCUUCAGAUAUUCAAAAGUAUGAUUUUGAGGUAGUGCUCUGUGGCGCAUCACCCAGAGCAGGUGUUAUCUGAUUCCAUCUAGUGGUUCUGGAAUUGGAUCAUGCGGACGGACAGACACUACCAGCCGGUAAUGAGUUUCUCCUCCCUGGCAGAGAACGCACAAAAGACUUGAAAGAAAGGAUGGAUGUUGUAAUGCUUGCCUGGCGUCAGCUUCGUGUAAGAAUGGAAGAUGUCCCGUAUUUAUUGGGUUGGUGCAUAAGUUCGUGCCGUUUUCAAUGAAUCAAAGUUUUGACGUGAUAAAAUUUGCCUGAGGCCGCAAUGUUAUAUACGAUUUGAUAGCUCGCAUCGUCAACCCUGUGGAUCUGUUUUGAAAAUUUUCGAUUGAAUUAAUGAAGAAAAAUUUCAGGCUAAAAACUAUGGAGUGCCCAGCUGACAAAAACGAACGUUUCUGACACCUUCUUUGCUACGAGUUCAGUCGAAGCUCCAAAGCUGCAGAAGCCGCCCGAAACUUUUGUGCCGUCUAAGGAGAAGACUCUUGCCGAAGGAACAGCCCGGGAAUGGUUUGCGCUCUUCAAGGAGGGCAAUUUCGACAUGAGUGACACUCCGAGCUGCGGACGACCCUCCAUUAUCGAUGAGGGCCGUCUGAAUGCUCUGAUCCACGUUGAUAUCCGGCAAACAACUCGAGCACUGGCAGAAGAGAUGGGAUGCGACGAUUCAACAAUCGUUCGAUACCUGCAAUCGAUGGGAAAGGUCGAGAAACUCGGUUCGUGGGUGCUGCACACAACGCCAGACCCCACGUCGCAAAGCUCACCAGAGACGUCUUCGAAGAGUUCGGCUGGGAGGUUCUUCCGCAUCCGCCCUACUCUCGGGACCUUGCCCCAUCUGAUUACCACCUUUUCCGCUCUCUCCUUAUCAAUCUCAAGGGAAUUUCCUUCGACAACGACACGGAGCUUCGAUCGAACGUUGACGUCUGUUGCGUAGAGUGUCAUUGAAACCCGACGAAUGGUCAUUACGGGUGGAUCGGUACAGUGAGUCGGUGUGUUUUCUGUCCAGCUGAGCCGCGGCCGUCGGACUGAUGGCGUUCGCCGUUGUCCGCCCUCUGCGUUGCUGUCGAAAAUAAAGAAGAUGGUGAAUUGCGUUAGUUGCUGGGCGCCAUAGGAUUCCUGCACCCACGAAAGUGGCGACUGUGGUUGGUUAUCACAGCGUGACGAACGUGAUCUUCUGUCCCGGGAAAUUGUAACGAGUAGACUGACAAUGCGCACGCUUGGACACAAUUGCCCAAGCUGUUUGGACUUAUUUUCGUGGUGGUUGUUGAAAUGCACAUGAAUCAGUCACGUGUAAUGGUCGAUGCCUGAAUGUGUGUGCAUUCAGAACUUGGAAUAUUUUGUAAGGUUACUCUCUACUUGUAAAUAUCUCCGAAAUGUACAAGAUGUACAGUGCAUGGUAUCAAGCCAAGUGCCUUAUACCUUGGAGGCAUUCUGGGGCGUCUCCAUCCGGGAAUUGCACCUGUCUCUGUGGCGCCCUUGGAGUGUGCUGGAGGGGCAGAUGGAGCAGGGAACAAUCCUUCAGGGUCACUACCAACACAAGGGAUGUGUGUUACACAAAACUUCACACGGAGAAGAAGUAUUCACACUGUUCCUUCCCCAGCCGGCACUAGAUCUGGGCACGCCUCCUCGACUCUGUUAUCCUCUUGUUAUCUUCCUCAUCAGGAAUGAGGGACACACUAUGCAUCCAGAUGAAACGGUUGCCCUAGUGAAUGUGGUUCACAUUAAAGACUCUGUCUGCACUUUGCCAACAAGUAUCCUGGCACAGUACUUGAAGCAAGCCAAUGGGCAGCUGUCCUGUCUGAAGCAAUUAUAUUUGGCCACCGGAAAUCCCCUUAAUUAUGAAGAUGAGCCAUCAGUGUCACUUGGGAUACGAGAAAACUGCAACACAGGUGAGAGUGGGAGAAUGCCACGAGGUGGAUCUACGACCUUGCUGUGCACAACCACCUCUGAUGAAGAUAGUGGCUCUGUGUGGAAUGCUGCAGGAGAACAGUUGUGUGUCGUUUGCCAAUAUUUCCCCCUGUCACGAGCCCUCCUGCCAUGUCGGCAUACCUGCAUCUGUGCCAGUUGUUUUGGAAAGUUAGACAGAUGUCCCAUGUGCCGCAGCCCCAUCAGGAGUUACUUUUGCAUUAGAGGAGAGGAUUACAUGCCUGCAGAACCUGGGUCGGCAACUUCAAAACCACCGCCCAUCUUCCGGUGGUUCCAAGACUGGAAUGACAGACUUACAGAUUUUCUUGGCUUUCAUCGGUAAAAUUAAGGAAAGAAAUUUUGCUUUUUGAGUGACUGAGGACUGGGAAGUAUUUCCAGUGUCAUAAAUGUAGACUUUUGUGCACACAACAUCCUGUUGUGAUGUGACAACAUAAUUUGUGAUGUGAUGGAGAGGAAGUGCAAGGGUGUUUUAAACAUUCAAAGCUUUUUUUUUUCUAUUUGCAUAGGAAGUAUAUUUGAAAAGAACUUAAUAAAGUGAUGAGUAGACUAUUUAUAAUAAAUCUGAAGUAGAUUUAAGUACUUAUACUCAUAUUUGUGAAACAUUGCAUAGCUGUAAUGAGGAAGCACAUUGUUGUAUUUAAUAUGUAUUUAUUUUUAGAUUUUAAUGUUGAAAAAUGUGAAUCACUAAUUAUAUGGUGAUUUACUGAUAGUAAAUGUUUCCUACAUGAAGAUGAACUGUUUCAAAGUUAUGAAACAACAUAUUUUAAAAACAGAUAUUAGUAAAUUCUAAUUUUAGACAAUAUUAAUUGUAUAUAUUAUUUUCACGUAGUUGAAUAAUAUAAAUUCAAUUGUGUGAACCAUGAACCUUCCAAUGUAAAACUUAUGCAAAAUUUAUAUGAAGUAAGAAAUUUUAUUUACUCUUUCAGUUUAAUACAAAACUUGUUAGCUGUUAUUGCUCUAAUUGGCCUAAAAUACUGAAACCAUCCAUUGUACUAAAGCAGAUCCUUAGAUAAUCUGCCAGUUGUGUUCUGCUGAAACUUUCAUUGUUUUUUUCCCCCAACCUAUAUAUAUAUCCUCCCCAUUAUGCUACAUACAGGUGUAUGCAAUCUAAUGUAAUUCUGGUAGAUUGUAUGUUUGUUCACUCUGCUUGCAUGUAACAAUUUCACAGAUGAAGAAAUAUCUCAGUCAUGAAAGAAAUGAUACAUUCUUAUAGUAUGGGCACAGAUGAAUUAUGAAAUCUAAAUGGAUUCAUACCUCAGAUAAAUGUACCAUUACAAAUUAAUUUAUAAUUUUUUCCAAUCUCAGUUCAUUUAAGUCUCUGUAUAUGUAAUGCAUAUUUAGUAAUCAAUGUCAUGUUGAGGCCUUGAUAGAUCAGAGUAUUUAAAGAAUAUUGUUUUUGGAGUGUUUUAACCUCUGUGCCAAAAGUGACAUCAUACCUUGUGAAAUGUGUUUUUAGUUUUCUGAAUGGGACUUUGUUGUCCUGUUAUACCUUGACAUUAUGAAAUGCUUUAUGUACUUGUAAGGUCAGACAGACACUUGUGUGUCAAAAAUGCUUCUGUGGGCUCCUUAGAUUCAUUUUUAAUUGAACUGAACACUUUAAAGAAUAGGUUUGCUUACUAACAUCCCCAUGGAAAUUCCAAAAAUGUCAAAACAUUUAUAGUUCUCUGCAGAUGAACAUACUCUCUUUUUGUCCCACAAAACAUCAAAGUCAAAUAGAAAUACAAACCAUACUUUUAAAAAAGCAUCAGCUUAUCUCAUCCUGUUUAUUUCAUCAACAUGUUUGUAUUAAAAAUUUUGAGUAAAAUAAUGGUAUCAUAUCAGUACUUUGGUUCUGUGGUCCGGUGUACUGUUGGACAGUCUCCGAAAUGUAAUUUUGUGUGACACUCUGAGGCACAGAUUAACCAUAACUGCACUUUGCAAUUUGGAUGUCUGAAUUUUGUCCUCAUUUAUUUGUUUUUCUCAGAACAUACAUGGCACCAAACUCAUUUUCCUUCUGAAGGCAAAUGUUCAUUGUGUUGUUUGUCAGAUUGGGUCAAGUGGCCAGUGGAUGGAGUUACUUUUCCCUGUGUACAUACCCCAUGUGUCUGCUGUAGACUUGUACUGUGGCUGGCUCUAAAUUCCAUAUUCGGCACAGAAAUUGCCUUCUGCUGGAGGAUGAUGCAUAUUUGUGAACAUGUUCACAUUUUUUUUAGCUGUAAAAAUCUGUGUAUGGAAGAACCGGUCUCACUUCAUUGUGUCCCUCUGAAGUGCCAUAAAAGUGUGUUCUGCUGUGGGCCACUAUCUUUGGUCAUGAUCCAUUUGCGCAAUAAAAUAUAGAACCAAGUA
Molecule: messenger RNA, 4734 nt
Organism: Zootermopsis nevadensis
Lineage: Eukaryota; Metazoa; Arthropoda; Insecta; Blattodea; Termopsidae
Product: cell growth regulator with RING finger domain protein 1
Biological process (GO): negative regulation of cell growth
Source: RefSeq, a predicted model, not a curated record